GCUGUCUUUCAUAAUAGCAACAACAAAACCCACGUUGGGAAAACAUGGGGUCUCAAAUGGCCUCUAUUACUCUAACUAUUGCUUUGACAAUACUAUCUCUCAGCUUGCCAUCUCAAGCAAACAACUAUAUCUAUUCAUCUCCACCACCACCCCCUAAGCCUUACUACUACCACUCUCCACCACCACCGGUGUACUCACCUCCUCCUCCUUACCAUUAUAGUUCACCACCCCCACCACCAAAGAAGCCAUACAAAUACUCUUCUCCUCCACCACCUGUUUACAAGUACAAGUCACCUCCUCCACCAGUAUAUAAGUACAAGUCUCCACCACCACCACCAAAGAAACCAUACAAAUAUCCAUCUCCGCCGCCACCAGUUUACAAGUAUAAGUCUCCUCCACCACCAGUUUACAAGUACAAGUCACCUCCACCUCCACCAAAGAAACCAUACAAAUAUCCAUCUCCACCACCACCAGUUUACAAGUACAAGUCACCUCCUCCACCAGUGUACAAGUAUAAAUCUCCUCCACCACCAGUUUAUAAGUACAAGUCACCUCCUCCACCGGUUUACAAGUACAAAUCUCCACCACCUCCACCAAAGAAGCCAUAUAAGUAUCCAUCUCCACCUCCACCAGUUUACAAAUACAACUCACCUCCUCCUCCCUAUAAGUAUCCAUCACCUCCACCACCACCAUACAAGUAUCCAUCACCACCACCACCAGUCUACUCUCCCCCACCGCCAUAUAAGUACGCAUCACCUCCACCACCACCAUACAAGUAUUCGUCACCACCUCCACCAGUCUACUCUCCCCCACCUCCAUAUAAGUACGCAUCACCUCCACCACCACCAUACAAGUAUUCAUCACCACCUCCACCAGUCUACUCUCCCCCACCUCCAUAUAAGUAUGCAUCACCUCCACCACCACCAUACAAGUAUUCAUCACCACCUCCACCAGUCUACUCCCCUCCACCUCCAUAUAAGUACGCAUCACCUCCACCACCACCAUACAAGUAUUCGUCACCACCUCCACCAGUCUAUUCUCCCCCACCUCCAUACAAAUACCCAUCACCUCCACCACCAACGUACAAGUAUCCUUCACCUCCUCCUCCUUACAAGCACAUAUCACCCCCUCCAACCCCUGUUUACAAGUAUAAGUCUCCUCCUCCCCCUGUCUACUCACCUCCACCACAUUACAUCUAUUCAUCCCCUCCUCCUCCAUACCACUUCUAGGUAGUGGUUUAUCACAUGGAUUUGAGGAAUAUUAAAAAUAAAAGAGAGAACAUACUGCAAAGCAUGGGAAGCAAAGUUUGUCUCAAAGAAAAGUCCCUCUUUUUUACUCAUUUGUUUUGUUAUGAAUUAUAUUAUUAUUAUUCUUAUUAUUAGAGUGCUUGGUUUUUGAAAUUAAAUAAGGCACAUGUGUGUAAUAUCAUAAAUGCAUUUUGUUUUGCAACCUACUCUAUAAGGGGUUGCCAAAAUAAAAUUGAAUAUUUCUUCUUCUCAGUCUUUGCAUAUAUUUAAUGAGAAAUUAUAUUCUACAA
Messenger RNA from Trifolium pratense (red clover), 1537 nucleotides. RefSeq names its product extensin-like. The transcript is spliced from 2 exons. The record is from RefSeq and is a predicted model, not a curated record. Gene Ontology annotation, molecular function: structural constituent of cell wall. Lineage: Eukaryota; Viridiplantae; Streptophyta; Magnoliopsida; Fabales; Fabaceae. Gene Ontology annotation, biological process: plant-type cell wall organization. Bases 45 to 1229 code for a protein of 394 amino acids.